AUGAGAAUUAUAAUUAUUCUUGGGCUCAUGGGAGCCACAGUGUCAGCCCCACUUAUCCCACAGCAACGUCUUAUGUCUGCAAGUCACAGCCAUGAGUUACUUCUGAAUCUGAACAAUGGUCAGCUUCUACCCUUACAGCUGCAGGGUCCAUUUAAUUCAUGGAUUCCUCCUUUCUCUGGAAUUUCCCAACAGCAGCUGCAAGCUAAAUUUCCAGGAUUCUCUCAGUUCUCUUCACCAGCUCUAGAUCGCUUUGCUAGACUGUUCCCAAAUCAGGCAUCUUUCCCAGGACAGGUUAGUUUACCUCGAGGUACUCAGGCUGGGCAGCUGGACCCUUCACAGCCUCAAACAGUCACACAGACUCCACAGAACCCUAAUCAGGCACUGCCCUAUCUAGUAUCUUUCAAAGUGCCUCAAGAACAAACACAGAUGCUUCAGUACCAUCCAGUUUACAUGCUACUACCCUGGGAACAACCUUUACCAACAGGCACACAGUCACCUCCACAAACAGGACAACAGCAGUUUGAGGAGCAGAUGCCAUUCUAUACACAAUUUGGAUAUAUUCCACAACAAGUAGAACCUGUUAUCCCAGGAGGGCAGCAACCAGUGGUCUCUGAUCCCUUCAUGGGUAUAGUUCCUGAAACUUUUGUGAUGCCAGCAGGAGGAGUGAUACCAUAUUUACAGAAAGAAAUAAACUUUAAGCAUGCCAGUUCAGGAAUUUCCAUUCCUUCAACUACACAAAAUCCCAGUACAACAAAAUUAUUUGCUCCUGCUGUAGACCCAGCGAUUACCCCAGAACUCAUGGAAGAGAAGGGUAGUUCUGAACAAGAUGAAAAUCCUCUUCCUGACAACAGCCAUCCUGGCAGUUACUGUUGCUUUACCAGUAAAUUACCAGGAACAGAGAUUGCAUUACUCUAUCCCAGGUUUAAACUCUUCCCAGCUGAAACCCAUAAGCUGGCUACAAAUCAAGGUCAGCUGAAUGAGCCACAUGACACUUCUGCGGGUAAAUUACUGUCUUCCUUGGCCAUUUUCAGAGAUUAG
Messenger RNA from Erinaceus europaeus (western European hedgehog), 1038 nucleotides. RefSeq names its product odontogenic, ameloblast associated (gene ODAM). The coding region runs from base 1 to 1038 and encodes 345 amino acids. The transcript has 11 exons. Lineage: Eukaryota; Metazoa; Chordata; Mammalia; Eulipotyphla; Erinaceidae. The record is from RefSeq and is a predicted model, not a curated record.